Macrosiphum euphorbiae (potato aphid) is the source of this 1587-nucleotide messenger RNA. The record is from the annotation of a GenBank genome assembly. Lineage: Eukaryota; Metazoa; Arthropoda; Insecta; Hemiptera; Aphididae.
AUGAUGACGCUCACGCAACGGUUACUGGUAGCCAUCGUCUUACUAUGGGCGGUUACAGUCGCCGUGCAGUCCCGGCCCGCCACCGACUCCGGGGAACCGGAAAUAGAAGAGUCCGCGGAAUUGUCACCCGAUCCCUCGGUCGUGAUGGUCCCGAUACGCCAGCUCACCGAUCCGACUUCAGCGUUCGCCCGUAUUUUAAACAAUCAGCUGCUUAAAAUGUCCGAACAAGAACUACAGACCAUAGAAACUAGACUGACUGAAACCAAAACAAUACCCGUCUUCAGCGCUGACACGGAAAUGAUGAUGGGGGACAUGCCGUCGGCAGACGAUUCACAGGACUCGUCUUCACCAACUACCUUGUUUGAACAAAGAGACAACCCCGAGUCUGAAGAUCCCGAGGCCCGGUAUGUUGAAUCAUCGACGCCAGACAGACGAGAAGCACUUGAAUAUAUUAAACGUCAGAUUAUGAUAAACUUAAGAGGGAUGAAACCAAUACCCCCGCCGAUCCCAGUGACAAAAACGGGUCCGAUUCCGUCUUAUCCCUCCGACACGUUUACAGAAAAAACGCAAAGCUUCUACCCUACUUGUGAGUUGCCUAAGCACACAAAUGAAGAUGUCUGGAACACAAAGGUAUCGAUGAAUUUAAUGUUUAAUAUUAGUUUACCCAAAUCGUCCAAGGGUAUCACAGUAAACGUAAAUACGGCUAGACUCAGGCUGUACAAACAAUUUUUAUCUUGUUAUUCGCAAUCGAGUAAUGAGACCGAUGAUUCUCAAUCAUGUCAGCCAGCAUUAUUUGUAGAAACUAAGAAGCCGUCAAAUUUGACUACUGCUGGUGUAGUACCAAUAAUAAUGGACGAGAGACUGAUUCGCGUAUCGAUUUACUUGAACACUAGAUCACUUAAGAGGAAAAGAACUGUAAAGAGGAAGUUAUUGGACAGCCGUAUGGUGCCAUAUUUCAGCGAGAAAUGGACAGAAUGGAACAUUCGUAAUGCAGCUAAAGCUUGGCACAAGAACCCAGUUCGGAAUUACGGAAUCAGUAUUGAAGUUGAAGACGAAGAUGGCAACUUGCUUCCAGUCGCCAAAUUUUUUAGACCCAUGAAUUGUUCGGGAGACGCACAAAUGAUGACCCCAAAGCCGGUGCCCGGGUUUCUGAUGGAGGCGGUGCACAACAGUUACGGCGUACCGGUCCGCAACUCGACCACCAAGGCCAACAACAGUAACACAAACGCGGACGACGAGCUCGCGCUCAGCCUGAACAUGCACAGGUAUCCGAUAAUGGACGUUACCACGAUCGAGGUACCAGAAUCGGAGGCGAACAACGCCAUGAUUUACCUGUACGCAAGGAACACGCUCGAACAGGUGGAUGGCAGAGAUGCUGGUUCGUCGUUCAACUUGUCGCAGGGGCAGGAAUACAUGGUCACCGAGCUUCAGCACCGGAUCCGGCACGGUAGCCAGCACUGGAACAACGGCACCAUACCCGGAAGUCUGUCCAAUGACGGACACGAGCUCCGAGACCAAAUCAUUCCGCAACGCAUAAUCCAGUGGAACGUGCAGCACAAGUCGACGACCACCGAGACCCCGGACUAA